Messenger RNA from Sebastes umbrosus (honeycomb rockfish), 917 nucleotides. RefSeq lists its product as uncharacterized. The transcript has 6 exons. The record is from RefSeq and is a predicted model, not a curated record. NCBI's taxonomy places the organism in Eukaryota, Metazoa, Chordata, Actinopteri, Perciformes, Sebastidae. The coding region runs from base 113 to 832 and encodes 239 amino acids.
UCUGGACUUAAAUGCAGUAGUUUUAGCUUGCGGCAGACACAAUCAGUUUCAAGCUACGAUCAGUGCAAUACGCAAAGACACAGAUUGAGGAUCUUUGUGGACGAGGCGAGCCAUGAUGAAGUUUAUUCAUGCUGCUGUGGUUGUGCUCAGUCUUCUGUCCGUUGGACAGUCAGCUCCUGUGAUCGACUGUGAGCGUCUGGUCCAACCUCUGGAGUUCACGGGAAGAGAGCAGCUGCUGGGCAAGUGGACGUACAUAGCAGAAGCCACAAACAUCCCGGCAUCCCAAUUGAUGACGAAGAUGUUAGUGGACAGCGCAAGGACGAAUAUCACUGCUGCUGCUGACGAAAGUGAUAUCAUCAAUCUUCAGACUCUAAAAAUGUUUGGCAGGUGCUUCACUGUCACUAGUAAGAUGACCGUGGGGAACAGCACUCUCUCUAUGGAUAAACCUGUCAUUGGUUCUGGGGUCCUACUGACUACCAGCUGCCCUGACUGCACUGUUUCCUACUCAAAUUACACCAUUGGAGGACGAUCAUACCAGAGUAUCCAGCUCAUGAGCCGGAGAGAUAAGCUGACUGCUGCUGAGCUGCAAGAGUUUACCAAGCAGGUAGAGUGUGUGAACUUACCAGCACCUGCUAUCCUGGACCCAGAAAAAGGUUUUUGCCCGGAUGAGUCUCCCUCCCAAGAAACAGAGGUCAUUGAUAUGACCAAAUUCAUGAAUGACUAUAGCUCUGAGUUCCACAGCUUCUUUGACAAUAUUAUGAACACUAAAGGUGGAUUGCAGAAACUUAUCAAAAUGCUCUCCAGCGGCAUAGCUGGAUUAAAAGAAUAUUAACAUAGUCAAUAAUGUCCUGCCAUGCUUACAUGAUAAAGAGGCCAUGUCUGAGAAUUCUGCCAAUAAAAUGAUGAUACUAAAUGAA